Actinia tenebrosa (Australian red waratah sea anemone) is the source of this 1094-nucleotide messenger RNA. RefSeq lists its product as uncharacterized. The record is from RefSeq and is a predicted model, not a curated record. Lineage: Eukaryota; Metazoa; Cnidaria; Anthozoa; Actiniaria; Actiniidae.
GAUUCUUGUUGCUACACAAACACAACAUCGAAAUUUAUCAGCUUUAAAAAAAAUUGUAAAAGAAAAGCCCGAAAAUGAAUCAAAUGGAGCAUAACUACAAGAUCAAGGACUAUAAAAGAUUGCAGGAGCCUCCGCCGUAUGUGAGGACGAACUACUCUCUCAAUCGAAGCCAAAUGUACCCGAAUUCUGAAGAGACGCGUCGAAUGGAGGAACGCUUUCGCUACAUUCACUGGCCGAAGGAACACACAAUGAACAACCUCCCAGAUCAUGGAGAUCGCAUGAGAUUCACUAGAAAUCAGCAGAUCAGUGUCUUACACAACCAGCAUGAGAAUAUUGUAGAUGUUGAAGGCCACAGACAACUUCAUCUGGAUCAUAUACAACACACGGGCAAGGUUGCUAGGGAUGAGUUUGAUCGAAGCGUGAGACUUGGACGACCUGGAGUCAGGGAUAAAAUGCGAGGCCCACCUCCUUUAUUCAAAAUCAUCAAUAAUGGUACUCUAAGAGGAUGAAAACAAGAAAAUAACUUCAUAGUUUCAUUGUAAUCUUGCUAUAAAGAUUAGAUUUAGCUAUAGGUCUCCGAAUAUUAUGGACAAAAGGCAUUGCCAUGUAAACAAACGAUGCAUAUCACUCGAGUAGAUUAUACCAGGGAAUAUAUUAAGAUAUUUGACUUGGUAAAUGCUUGAAAAAAUUUAUAAGGAAAACGAAUUUCUUAUUACAUAUUUUAUAUUCCAGUGCUAUAACUGCAAUGGUCUUCCUAGUUCGUUAAAUAUUUUUCUAUUUCUGGAUUUUGGUGCAUUUGGUAUUAUUUAACAAUAUCAGAAAUCUAAAAUCUAAAAUCUAAAAUGAUACUGAACUUUUCAUCUUUUACAAUUUUACAUACUAGUAAUAAUAAUGUUGACUUUUCAGUAACGAGCUGGUUUCGAUAUUCAACCUCCAAAUUCUCUUUUUGCAUAUUAUUGUAAAAAUAUCUUAUUUAUCAGGACCUUCUUGAAAAUCACAUUUAUAAGUGAAGAAGCUUCCUGUUAAAAUAUGAAUGUAAAUAAAUAAAAUAAAAUACUUCUAGAACGUUUCAUUGAAUAAAGACCUAGAAGGUA